Messenger RNA from Ctenopharyngodon idella (grass carp), 2262 nucleotides. It is a transcript of the gene il1fma, whose product is annotated as interleukin-1 family member A. The record is from RefSeq and is a predicted model, not a curated record. Gene Ontology annotation, molecular function: cytokine activity. Gene Ontology annotation, biological process: immune response; inflammatory response. Lineage: Eukaryota; Metazoa; Chordata; Actinopteri; Cypriniformes; Xenocyprididae. The coding region runs from base 380 to 1417 and encodes 345 amino acids. The transcript is spliced from 10 exons.
GAGCCGUCAUGCGCCCUCUGGCGGAAGAUCCCGUGUUGUCCUAGUCGGAAGCAGCAAGUGGUUUAAACAGCCUAGAAGUAGGAAUACUGAAGAAAAUAAAGAGCAAGAUGAGAGUGAACAUCAGUUUUUCAUCGCUGGAGGGAGCUGAGAGCUUCAACAUGCUUGAAAACAAAUCCCGAGCUCGAUUCGCUUCUUGACAGCAGGAGAAAGAAAUUCAUACUGGUUUGGAACAACUUGAGGGCCAACCCUCACACUGGUUAAGUGACACAAAUGUAGCUUCCUUUUCUUAUCAUAGCAUCAGUUCUACUUGCUUUCAAAAGGCAGCGUUUCAGACUUAGGACUCGCACAUAAUCAGAUCAUAAUCAGCACUGAGUUCAUCAUGGCAGCAGAGGGGAAUCCUGUUUCUGGUGGCGUUACAUUGAUCCACACUGAAUGUGAAGGGAAACACUCAUAUGAAGUGAAGGGCUUUUUAAACCAAAACAAAGGAAUGUUUACAAGCAAGGGAGAUAAACUCCUAAUGAUUAACAACACAAAUGUGGAGGAUUUGACUCCAAAGGCAUUUGCUGGUCUUCUGGUUGAAGGAGCUCCCUUACUUACCAUACAUCAUCCAUCCAAAACAAAAACAGAAGAGUGUGAAUCCGAGGAGCUCCGUGUCAAUGAAAAGGAGAGGACGGUCAUAAGUUUCAGCUUGAUGAUGGUAAGAGAGUCUGAGCUGGAGGCAUGUGCAGACCAGGAACCUUCACAAAAAGAGUGGGAAGACUGGGACAUUGAGGAUGAUUGUUGCAAUGAUGACAAUUUGCUAAUUGUCUCCAUGGCUGAUACGAGCUACAGUAUGGUUGUUGCUCGAGGCUCUGACCCUGACAACCCUUGCAGCAACUGUGGAAAGACGAAUUGCCAGUUUAAUGAAGUUGUUGUCCUGCCUGCACAAGCUGAGAUUACCUCAAGUUCUUCAAAUAAUUUGCAGCUGCUUAAAAAGAGAACAAAUUUAUUUAUGAAGACUUUCAUGGAGGAAAAGUAUGUCUCCAGAAGUCUUCCCAAGCAUCGGAUAUGUUUGAAUAAUACCAUGUCAGAGCCAAUCACCAUCUACUAUUACACCAAAAAUGACUGUCCAGGUCUUCCUGUUGUGCUGAACUUCACUAACACAGAAAACUUCUUCAGCUGCACCACAAAGCAAGAUCAAUGUAGAAAGAGUGACUUGCAAAAAAUCUGUCCUGAUGACCCACAGAAAUGGUCCCUUGUAUUCUACAUGUCUACUGGAGCAGACAAUCUCAGGCGUUUUGAGUCAGCUCUCCACAGAGGAUGGUUUAUCUACACAAAAAAUGUAGAGAAAUAUGAAGUAGACAUGAAAAGGGAUGAUCAGCCUGACUAUAGACCAGUCAACACCUUUUUCAUCAUAAUUCAGAGUGAGCAAUGUUAAAUUCAUGGUCUUGAUAGAAACCUAGUAAUUGUCACAGUGACGAGAAGAGUUUGUAGACUAUGUGACACUUGUAUAUGACAUUUUAUAACUGGAAACUGUUCUCAAAUUAACUUCAGUAAACUGGUGAUUACAACCCAACCCUAACUUAAUGAGUUGACUUUACUAUCCGAUUCAAGCUGACGUUACCAACCCUAUUGAAGCCUAGUGCUUCUUUAAAAAUGUUAAUAAAUUCUUUGGCUUGGCAGCUAAAUUAAUUGGUCAGAUUAGUUUGUUAAGAGGAUUUGCAGGUCGAAAUUGUCACUUAUUUUAGAUGAGUUUAAGUGUUAAGGUUGUCUUAAACAAUGCAGCCUCUUUCAAAGCAUGGUAUGUUUUACUGCCACGGCAGUAGUGAGUAGAUAUGCAUCAUACUAUUAGCUGACAUGUUGUUGUUGUUUUUUUACCUUGUUAUAUGCAAUUGUGUUCAUUAAUGUCCGUUUGUGUAUAUAUAUAUAUAUAUAUAUAUAUAUAUAUAUAUAUAUAUAUAUAUAUAUAUAUAUUCAGCUACUUUUAAACUGAUAUUUUGAAACUAACAUAUAAUUCAUAUUUAUUUUUAUUGCUAACUGCUCAUAGUUACUUUUUAAGCUGAAACAUUGGUUUUAAAGUAUUGAAAAGAAAUCUUUGCAAAAUAUAUAAUGUGUGUAAUUCCUUAUAUUAUCAACUAUUAUUGCUUUUGUCUGUAUAAGCUAAAAGAUACUAACAACUUUGAACAGUUGCUUUUGCUACAUUAAAGUGUAAUUUAUCAUAUUAUCGUGUUUAUGUAUUAUGUAUCUUCUAUUAAAUCUCAAUAAAAUAAAGUUUUGAAUCAA